GGCUACCAUAACAGGGUAGCUUGUCCCUCCUUGCGCGAGGGUGUGGACGUGGGCAGACGACUCGGCGCGGUUCAGUCUCUCCGAGACGGAAAGGAACACCGCUUUAAACUUCUCCCGAGGCCUCCAGUUACUCCUUUACAUCUGGCUGCUGCGAGCGCCCUCCUCACCCCCCAAGAGGCUCAGCGACCGUGUCCCUCACUGGUUUCGGUGAGGGACGGAUGAAAGCUCCGUCUCGCCGCUUCAACGCAGUGUCGUGCCGCUCGGGCUAACGUCGGGCGUUCCAUAAUGGACGACAUCUUCACGCAGUGUCGGGAAGGCAACGCGGUGGCCGUGCGCCUCUGGCUUGACAACACGGAAAAUGACCUCAACCAAGGGGACGACCACGGCUUCAGCCCUCUGCACUGGGCGUGUCGGGAGGGCCGCUCCGGCGUGGUGGACAUGCUCAUCAUGCGAGGCGCCCGCAUCAACGUCAUGAACCGCGGGGAUGACACGCCCCUGCACCUGGCCGCCAGCCACGGACAUCGCGACAUUGUGGGCAAGCUGAUUCAGUGCAAAGCGGACAGCAACUCCGCCAACGAACACGGCAACACGCCACUGCACUACGCCUGCUUCUGGGGACAAGACUUGGUGGCGGAGGACCUGGUGACCAACGGGGCCCAAGUGAGCAUCUGUAACAAAUAUGGCGAGACCCCCCUGGACAAAGCCAAGCCUCACCUGCAAGAGCUUCUCAGAGAAAAAGCUGAGAAAAUGGGACAAAACUUGAACAAAAUCCCCUUCAAGGACACAUUUUGGAAAGGCACCACCCGAACACGACCUCGCAACGGUACUUUGAACAAACACGCAGGCGUGGACUACAAGCAGCUCUCUCUCCUGGCUCGAAUAAACGAAAACCAAUCUGGAGAGUUGUGGCAAGGGCGCUGGCAAGGCAACGAGAUCGUGGUCAAAGUGCUGAAGGUCCGUGACUGGACCACCAGGAAAAGCAGGGACUUUAACGAGGAGUAUCCCAAACUCAGGAUCUUUUCCCAUCCCAAUGUGCUCCCCAUGUUGGGAGCGUGUCAGUCCCCACCGGCCCCUCAUCCCAUCAUCAUCACGCACUGGAUGCCAUACGGCUCCCUCUACAACGUGCUGCACGAGGGCACCAACUUUGUGGUGGACCAGACGCAAGCGGUCAAGUUUGCUCUGGACAUCGCCUGCGGGAUGGCCUUUUUGCACACGCUGGAGCCCAUGAUCCCCCGACACUAUCUGAACAGCAAGAGCAUCAUGAUCGAUGAAGACAUGACAGCCAGGAUCAGCAUGGCCGACGUCAAGUUCUCCUUUCAGUGUCCCGGCAGGAUGUACUCGCCCGCCUGGGUGGCUCCCGAGGCCCUGCAGAAGAAGCCGGAGGAGAUCAACCGGCGGUCGGCGGACAUGUGGAGCUUUGCCGUGCUGCUGUGGGAGCUGGUGACCAGGGAGGUGCCUUUCGCGGACCUCUCCAACAUGGAAAUCGGCAUGAAGGUGGCCUUGGAGGGCUUGAGGCCCACCAUUCCGCCCGGCAUCUCGCCGCACAUCUGCAAGCUGAUGAAGAUCUGCAUGAACGAGGACCCGGCCAAGAGGCCCAAAUUUGACAUGAUUGUGCCUAUUCUGGAGAAAAUGCAGGACAAGUAAAAAAAAAAAAAAAACUUUUGAACAGACAUUGUACACCUCCCCCUGAUGUUGCCUUAAACUGCUCACCCUCAGCAGCCGUAUAUUUUUCUGGAAGAGUUUUUUUUUUUUUUUUUUGGAAUGUUGCACAUGUUGACUAAAGACACGUGGCUGAGUAACCUGUGGAGGGCAUCGACGGGUUUUGGUUGGAUGUGAAAGGUGUUCCUAUAUCGCUGAAUCAAACCAUGACUUUUAGGGAGAUUCCAAAAGGCGCAUGUUUGCUCAACCCGAGGGUUGACGCAGCACGAGUCAGCAUUUCGCAAAGCAUGACAAAGCAUUUCUUUGUAAUGACUAAAGCUAUUUUUAAAACGUUUUCCCAUACACCAAAAAUAAUACUGAUGGUUUAUUUUUUUGGGCUCUCGUUUGAAAAUCUAGACCAAAAGUGCUUUUAGUUCUUAUUUCUCUACAUGUCAAAAAAUCCUUGGGAGGAGUGUUUGAUUGUGGCCAUCAAAGGAAGAACAAAUGGUGUACUUAUUCUAAAUCAUUGUGGGUGCGUCUUUUUUUUUUUUUGUCAUUGCAUUCUGCAUGCCAUUAUAUUUUCUUUUGUCUUCACGUGCUCAUCUAUCUUGUCUUUUCUGUGCCUACAUCGCUUACUUCUUUGCAUCCGAGCCAAAAUCAAAUGCAACGUAUACUAAUGUAUUUAUAUCUACAAUAUAUGUAUUAAAUUGAAAAUUAUGACUAA
Messenger RNA from Syngnathus acus (greater pipefish), 2362 nucleotides. Its product is annotated as integrin-linked protein kinase. The transcript has 13 exons. Gene Ontology annotation, molecular function: ATP binding; protein binding; protein kinase activity. The record is from RefSeq and is a predicted model, not a curated record. NCBI's taxonomy places the organism in Eukaryota, Metazoa, Chordata, Actinopteri, Syngnathiformes, Syngnathidae. Gene Ontology annotation, biological process: protein phosphorylation; cell-matrix adhesion; integrin-mediated signaling pathway. The coding region runs from base 286 to 1644 and encodes 452 amino acids. Gene Ontology annotation, cellular component: focal adhesion; stress fiber.